UGCGUUGAGCGAGCACGUCCGCGUCCGUCCCCACUCUCCAUAAUCUCAGACGGUGGUGUCAUUUACCCUGGCUUGAAGCUAGCAUUGCUCCGCUCUGUAGGAAUAUUAAGUCAGGUGUGGUUCAUCGUAACAUAACGUCUUUUAAGGAACUCACUGGGGGUGCAAGGCCGGCGACCGGGGCAGGGCAUGGGUGACUAUGCUCUCUCUUAAUGUUUAAGCGUUUUGGAGAUUGUCUCUUCGUAUUGGACACUUUCUUUCAGAGAUUUAGGUUGGGAGCUGAAAUUUCUACUGGACAGGGUACAAUACCCUCUCAUUUGAUCCAGUUGCAGUAGUGUCACACUCUAGUUUCUUGGAUUUGAAUUUUCUCAGUGUUGUUUCUACUGAAGAUGCACCAACUGGCUGAAGGCUGACUGACAAGGGAGCGCUAGGGGGGCAUUUGCCUCUCAGUCUGCAAAAGAUAUGUGUUGUGCUGAAACAUUAUGUGCAUAGAGCAAUACAAGCUGUAAAUUUUCAGCAUAUGUUAAUACAACAUGUAAAUCUGUAACCUCAGCACAUGGUCAUCACCAAAUUCAGAGUAUAGGGAGCCAAUGUUUCAGGGCAUUGUGAUUUUGCAUAGGGCAAGUCUCAGGCAGCAAUACUCACUCAAAGCAUUUUUCACCUAGAAUAUAUGUGAAAUUCAGCUUAGUUUGUCUUGGGCUGAGUUAAGUGCACACAGGCUUGAGGUUCAGCAUGCCAAUACUAAAUGCCAUUUUUUGCAGAUAGGUUGACGUCUGCAGUUAACAAUACAGGUUGUUUGUGUUUCUACUUCCUUGGUCAGGUAACAUGCUGCUAUGAUAUGACAUGUGCUGUUGGCUGUUACAUGCUGAUUUUUCUCCCAUAGGUCAAAAGGGAUAAAUAAAAAUGUUAUCAAUAGUAAAGCCUCAUAUAUUACAUCAUGGUGAAUUGAUGGGUCCAUGGAUUAACAAAACACAGCAUCACAUGUUGUCAAGUAAUUCAGCAUUGCAGUCCAUGAAGGAAAAGCUUGGCUCAAUAAUGACAACAUAUGAACAUUACAUCGGAAUUGCAGAUGUUACUGCAGCUCAAGACCGAGUCAUACAGGCAGAGGAGCUGUUCCUUCGAGCACAAGCCCAGAGGAGAGAGCAGCAAAUACACAUCAACCAUGUGCAGGCGAAGCUCAAGGAUCUCCAUGCUGAAAUUGCUAAGACCAGUAGAGGAGAGGAUCGAUAUUUGUCUCUCGUCACGGAGGAACACCGGGUGCUGCGUGAAGAGAACACAUUGAAUGCUGAAUAUAAGGUGUUUGAGAAGGCAGAACAGGAACUCUUCACAGCUCUUUCAAACGCAGUGCGCACAUCGCAUGAAAAGGAGCGGGCGCAGGCUGAAAAAACGAAGUACUGGUCGAUCAUUGGCUCGGCGGCCGGUGCGUUUAUCGGCAUUGUUGGCACUUCGAUCAACAAUUGGCUACGGAUGCGCGAGCUGCGCGACAUCGCCUCUUCGUCAGCAGAAGUUCCCCAAAGAUUGCAGGAAAAUGUGGCCCUGCUGACGUCCUCGGUGGAGAACCAGCAGAACGAAGUCAAGAAAGCGAUGCAUUCCAUAGAGGAGCUGUUCGGCGCGCUGCCGCUGGCCAGUGUCAGCCACGCGGCGCCCGACGCCAGCCGGCUGAACGUGCAGCUGGGCGAGCGCUUCGCCGAGGAGGUGGCGGCACAGCUGGCGCGGCUGGAGCAGCAGCAGGCCGGCCUGCGGCGUGAGCUGGCCGCCGGCGUCUGGCAGCAGGCGGCCGCCGGAGACCCGGAGCCGCUGCAGCUGAUGCUGCUGGAGCACGAGCGGCGCGUCGAGCGGCGCCUCAUGCAGGCCUCGGCCUCACUGGCCACCGUCGGCGUCAUCUGCGGCGCCCUGCUGGCCGUCGUGCUCUCGCGCACGUUUGGCGGUUAGGAGCGGCCCAGCCGUGCGCCGCCUGAGGCUACUGGAUCGUGCUGCCGGUGCGCGGGCGAGUCUUGCCCUCGCUCCUCGCAUGCGCCCAGUGUUG
Messenger RNA from Pollicipes pollicipes, 2023 nucleotides. RefSeq names its product mitochondrial potassium channel. The coding region runs from base 901 to 1929 and encodes 342 amino acids. The transcript has 4 exons. The record is from RefSeq and is a predicted model, not a curated record. NCBI's taxonomy places the organism in Eukaryota, Metazoa, Arthropoda, Thecostraca, Pollicipedomorpha, Pollicipedidae.